Pomacea canaliculata is the source of this 2166-nucleotide messenger RNA. RefSeq names its product neuronal acetylcholine receptor subunit beta-3-like. Gene Ontology annotation, molecular function: neurotransmitter receptor activity; transmembrane signaling receptor activity; extracellular ligand-gated monoatomic ion channel activity. NCBI's taxonomy places the organism in Eukaryota, Metazoa, Mollusca, Gastropoda, Architaenioglossa, Ampullariidae. The transcript has 8 exons. Gene Ontology annotation, biological process: monoatomic ion transmembrane transport; chemical synaptic transmission; regulation of membrane potential. Gene Ontology annotation, cellular component: synapse; membrane; neuron projection. The coding region runs from base 159 to 1547 and encodes 462 amino acids. The record is from RefSeq and is a predicted model, not a curated record.
UGGAUAUCUAGUAAACUGUCAAGGUGGAAGUAGGAUGGACUGCUGAACGUGAAAAAAGAAUAAGACUUCUCCUGUCUUUAAUUUCAGGUCUGGUCUGAGUUUUGAAUCACCAAGACUUUUCAUUCACAUUAAAAAAUUUCCAGCUUGGAGCUAAAGUCAUGUCUGUCCGUGGCUCAUCUCCACAGACUGCACAUGUCCUCAUUACUAUAAUGGUGUUCAUUGCGAUGGCAACCCAAAGCCAGGGAGCGACAAAAGAAAACUAUUACAACCUGACGGACUACCUUUUUAAAGGCUACAAGAAAGAAGUGCGACCAGUUUACUUCGAUUUCAACUCAACGUUUGUUUUUAUAGCGUUUUCUCUCUUUUCUAUCGUCGACAUGAACGAACAGGACCAGACAAUAAAGACAAACGCUUUGCUGACGAUUGAAUGGCUGGACCAAUAUUUAUCAUGGAAUACAGGCGACUUCGGCGAUAUUGAGAGCAUCCUUGUCAAGCAGAACAUGCUCUGGCUGCCAGACAUCGUGGUGGACAACACGGUGACCCCGCAGACAGAGCUGGGCUACAAGAAUCUUCAGGUACGGAUUCUAAACUUUGGUGUAAUGGACUGGCAGCCAACAGGAGUCUUUGAAACAUCCUGUGAUAUAGAUGUCACAUACUAUCCAUUUGACACGCAGGUGUGCUCCAUUGUGUUCACCACAGCUAUGUCCACCUCAGACGAGCUGUCUAUCUUUAUCGACAAGAGUAAUCCAGUCUUACUGGACAACUUCUCACCGGACGGGAUCUGGGAUGUAGUCAACACGUCAGCAGAAAACAAGGAGGCUGAGAACAAAAAAGCCAGCAUAGUGUUUAGUCUACAGCUGAAGCGUCGACCCACGUUCUACGUCCUCAACAUCAUUCUUCCGGUCGUAUUCCUGGCGAUGACAUCAUCGUUGGUCUUCGCACUUCCGGCGGAGUCCGGCGAGAAGAUGAGUCUGUCCAUCACCGUGCUGCUGGCCUUUCGCUGUCUACCUGUCCCUCGUCACGACGCCAUGCCCAAGACCUCGGUACAGGUGUCUUUGUUGAUGGUGUACGUGAUACUGUUGAUGGCGUUGACGGCCUUCAGUGUUGUGCUGUCAAUAUUCGUCUUGAAGCUCCACCACAGACCCUCCGACAAGCCUUUUGGGAGGAAAGCCAUCAAAAUUAUCAUUUUUCUUCAAAAACUGAUGUGUAGUCAAGACACCGUGAGACCAAACUCUGAGGACAAGAAGUCUUCUCAAGAUGAUGAUGUUAUCUCCAUCAUCGGUGAAUACGUGAAGCAAAAGAACAAAGCCAACGCUGUGGUCCCGUACGACACCAGCCAAAAAGCAGACGACAGUCGCUGCGGGUCCGCCAGCAGUUGUCGCAGGUCCUCGGAGGUCAGUGGGGUCAACUGUCGUCAGGCGGCGGAGACGCUGAGUAUGUUUUUGUUCUACAUGUUUGUCCUCUUCGUCGUCGUCAGCACGAUCGUCUGCAUGGUCAUUCUGGUUGCUGGUGGAGCGAGGCAGGAGGAGAACACCCGCUUUACCUGAGGAUGUCAUGGCGCGUUACCUGACUCUCGAAUCCGUUGUACACCUGAAACUCUGUUUCAGAGAAGAUGCUCUAGAGUUUGCUUUUAUACAAAAAUUGUUUAUUUGAACAGCUGAGCACCUAGCAGAUGACAUUUGACUUUUCACCUGUGUACUAAGUUUUGGUUUACUGUUUGGAGAAAACUUUAUGUUGAAUAGAUAUCAUGCCCAUUCACUUUUCUCACCUUCGCCUGGACAAACAAUUACACGUGCGGGACAGGAUACAUGAUAUCGGUUACAGCAGAGACAAAUAUUCGAUAAUUAAUCCGACAGUGGAGGAAAUUUUGUACUAAAAAAAACAUUGAGUCGACCUUAAGAACAUUAUUUUGUUUCAUGUUUAUUUGUUGGUUAAUUUAUUCAAUCACUUUCUCACAUUAUCAUCAUCUUCUAGUGGUACAAGGGAGCGCACUUUGGACAGGGUGAUGGCUGGUAAUGAAUGUCGAUACCCUCUCCUUUUCAAGGGUUGUUUGUAAAAAAAAGUACUUGUGAAUUAAUGAUUUUGUUUUUAAUUUACAGACAAAUACAUGACCUGUUUCUCCCCAUUUCUUGUAUUAUUCCAUUGUCGAGAAAAUAAAAAUGAAAU